UUAUUUUCUAACUGUAACAUUAAAUAAUCAUUUUUUAGGAGAGAAGCGGAGCGAGAAAGAAAUGCACGGCUGUAUUUGCCGAUGUACACUGACGUCACUGCCAACAAUCGCAACCAUACAAGUGAAAUCCCUAACCCAGUGUAUUUUGAUGAUCAAGGAGUACAAGUUGACGAACUUUAUGCAAAUGGUGAGCCAAAUUUCUUCAAAGCUUACGAAGCACAGGAAUUCACAAUGGAUUUUUUUGCUGACACAUCAGAGAUUGGACAAGGGGAAGAAUUUGUAUUAGAGGUUGAUCCUGAAGAUGGCGUUGUUGCUCCUGUUGCAAAUCGAAAACAUGACAACAUGUCAUUGGAACCAAUAAGCGAGCACACAGAACCAAGUAAUAAUGGUAGUCUAGAUAGACUGCAUAGCAACCACAAUACAGCACAAAAUAAUGGCGAAAUUAAUGUGAUGUUCGACGAGGACAGCGAUGAUGAUGAUAUUAAAAAACCUCCAAUUGAUGAGGAGGUGGAAUUGUCGUCUGAUGACAAAGUUAAAAACAGUCAUCCUGGCCAAGAUGAUGUCAAGGUAAUUACACCAAACGGUAGUGUGCGGAAUAACCAUGUGGCUUUGCGACAGGUCAGUAACCAUGUGAACCACAAACCAUCACGAGGAGUAAUACGCUCAUUCCAGGAGAGGGAACAAGAACUGUCUGACCAGAGCAGCCAAGCAUCAACAAUGAGUAAUGGCAGCAAAAGCAACCAUCGUGCGAAAACGAACAUUCCCGCCCCAGGAACUUACCAGAGCGGUCACACGCUGACUGCGCAGGGAGUGACGGUAUUAGAUGAUAGCGAGCAGGAUGAUUUACGAGAAGCUAUUAUGUUAAAAAAUAGUGGACUUGGUCUCUGGCUAAUGGAUGAUGUACAAGCGACACAGCUUUAG
Messenger RNA from Saccoglossus kowalevskii, 921 nucleotides. RefSeq names its product protocadherin-15-like. Gene Ontology annotation, biological process: multicellular organism development; cell migration; homophilic cell-cell adhesion. The record is from RefSeq and is a predicted model, not a curated record. Gene Ontology annotation, cellular component: plasma membrane; catenin complex. Gene Ontology annotation, molecular function: cadherin binding; beta-catenin binding; calcium ion binding. Lineage: Eukaryota; Metazoa; Hemichordata; Enteropneusta; Harrimaniidae.